Annulohypoxylon maeteangense is the source of this 2478-nucleotide messenger RNA. RefSeq names its product MFS general substrate transporter. Lineage: Eukaryota; Fungi; Ascomycota; Sordariomycetes; Xylariales; Hypoxylaceae. Gene Ontology annotation, cellular component: membrane. Gene Ontology annotation, molecular function: dethiobiotin transmembrane transporter activity; solute:proton symporter activity; biotin transmembrane transporter activity. Gene Ontology annotation, biological process: biotin import across plasma membrane. Bases 168 to 1793 code for a protein of 541 amino acids. The transcript has 4 exons. The record is from RefSeq and is a predicted model, not a curated record.
CUUGAAUUUUUCAUACUCAAAUAUCUCUAUGUUACCUUAGAGGCUCAACCGGAGAGGACUGGCAUCAUAGGUGAUCGAGCUAGCUUGGAGAGACUCGAGGAACGGUCGCCAGAAUCAGGGCCUGAAAAAACUGGUAGCACGCGCUUCCAUUGCUUCACAGUCAAAGUAUGGCUCCCGAUUCAGCUGUGGCGGGGGAUAAGACCCCCGUCGAGACCAACGCCGAUCAUGAAGCAACAAUUCAGGGGGAAGGGUCCCAGCCUGCCCCCGUGGAGUACGAUAUUGAGAGAGUAGAGCAGGUCUACAAGAAAUUAGAUCGUCGCAUCAUCCCAGCGUUUUGGAUCCUAUACUUCAUUUGCUCCGCUAUUCGCUCUAAUAUUGGAUUGGCGCAGACGAUGAACGCAAAUGUUGGACAUGACCUGAUUACGAUGCUACAUCUCUCGUCAAACGAUAUCUCUACAGCGCUAGCCCUUUUCUAUGUCGCCUAUGUUAUCUUCGAUUGUCCUUCGAACCUCAUCAUGAGCAGGCUUAGCCCCCGAGUCUGGAUGGCUAGAAUCGUCUUUGCUGUGGGCGUGAUAGGGGCUUGCUUUACCGCCGUCAAGUCUGCUUGGAGUCUGAAGUUUCUGCGCUUCCUGCUCGGUGUCGUUAUUGCCGGCAUGUGGCCUGGCAUGUCGUAUUACUUGACUUUAUUCUAUCCUCCUUCUCGAACGGGCAAACGAAUUGGGCAGUAUUUCACCGCUGCACAGGUCUCGGCUGCAGUAGUUGGUCUAGUUUCUGCGGGGUUCCAGCUCAUGGAUGGUAGAGGCGGGCUCGUCGGUUUCCAAUGGAUGUUCCUUAUCUACGGACUUCUUGCUAUCGUUCUCGGCUGGACCCUGCUUUGGUGGUUACCCGAGCGCCCAUUGCCACCGGGUGUAAAGAGGGACCAUUCUGGCUUCAUGAAGUGGCUACCUCCAACCCCUGAAGCUUUGACGGGUGAAGAUGCUCUAGUUCAUUACGAAGACCUCAAACGAGUUUACCACCCAAGGCCCUGGACCCUCAAAGAUUUGGGGUAUGUCCUCAUCGACUGGAGGCUCUGGCCAUUGACCCUUAUGUAUUUCGGUGUUGUUGGAGUCGGUAUUGGCACGCAACUCUACGGUACAGUGAUCAUUCGCGGUAUAAACUCGUCAUUCACAGGCGUGCAACUCAGCCUCCUUUUCGCGCCUAUCUGGAUUAUGGAUCUUAUUGCGAUUUUACUUGUCACACCAGUUUCGGAUCGUUUCCAUCGCCUCCGCCCAUUAUUUUUCUCAUGUGCUGUAUGCAUCCAGAUUGCAGGUCUCCUGACAGUUACUUUUGCUCCUACCUCAAAUCCUUGGGCGAGGUACGGAGGGCUUUUGAUGGUUGGUUUCGGCCUAGGUCCAACAGUGCCGAUAUGUAUGACCUGGACCAAUGAAAUCUUUCAACAACGCCACGGGGAGGUCGGCGUUGCUGCUGCAGCGGCACUAGUAUCAGGCCUCGGAAAUCUUGGUAGCAUUACGACAACGUAUGCUUUAUACACCGGUUGGCCGGCUGAUGCUGCUGCUGGACCUCACCAGUACCGUCGAAGCAAUUUGGUUAUGAUCGGCAUUCUCUGCGUCAGUAUUCUUAGCAGCAUCGUCAUGUUUGUUGCGCUGAAGAUCGUCGGCAACAAACCCAGUCAAAAAAUUGGCAGCGGUGGAAGCUCUAUAAUGGACGGAGCAGAUGAAUUCCAAGACGGCGCGGCACGUCGUGAGCUUCAACAACGCGGCUUCGGUCGUAUGUGGUGGAGCAAGAAGACAUAAACUCCAACUUGACCGUGGUCCAUGAUUUUCAACAAUCCAGCAAUGCGCUAUAGAGAGUGGAUGUCGCCCCCUCUCAGAUUCUAGGGCAGUUCAACCUGUCAUUCUUUUCACCGUUUCCUUCGACAUAUUACAACUUUGCCACGAGCCCCUAGUACGAAUCACGCCCAUUGGAUGUCCGAUAUGCAUGUCACACGGAGAGUUUCUAACUCCGACAGCGAAAGUGCCGUUGCGCCAUCGCUGGGGCUGGCGUAUCGGAAUGAAAGAGAAGGCGGGGCGAGAAUGCCGGAACGCUAUCGCUUUUUGCUUAUCUUGUGGGACGGUGGCGCACACGGAGGUUUUAUUUUGAUUAUUUCCCGGCGGGCUUUUCUCUUUUUGGUUUUGGCGUUUGCAUAUGAUACCCCAUCUGUGUUUUGAAUACGCUGUCAUUCGAGGCUCUCCACCAACUGACUCGCCGGCGAAAGUGCUACUACGCCAUCGCUUGGGACGGCGUGUUGCAGCCGAGACGGGACCGACGACAAUGCUUCUGCGCUAUCGUUUGGGAGCUCGUCUCGUGGGCGUUGCUUACACACGUUUUUUCGAGUUUCUUCUUGGAAUACCUAGUAUUGGAUAAGAGUAAAGGUGGUCUUGCGGUAUGCUUGCUACCUCGCUACAUACAAUUAAGCGAAUAUAUAUUUUGGUCUCACAU